Monoraphidium neglectum is the source of this 426-nucleotide messenger RNA. RefSeq lists its product as hypothetical. Gene Ontology annotation, molecular function: nucleic acid binding. The record is from RefSeq and is a predicted model, not a curated record. The coding region runs from base 1 to 426 and encodes 141 amino acids. Lineage: Eukaryota; Viridiplantae; Chlorophyta; Chlorophyceae; Sphaeropleales; Selenastraceae. The transcript has a single exon.
AUGGACGUCUACAUGCCCAAGUCAAAGGACAACAAGGCGGAGCACCGCGGCUUUGGCUUCGUGACCUUCGAGACCGACGCCGCCAUCAAGCGCGUCGUCGGCGCCGGCUCCCACCGCCUGCGCAACUCGACGAUCGCCAUCGACAUAGCCAUGCCCAAAGAGGAGGACGCCGGCGCCGCCGCCGCCCCCAACGGCGGCGGCUGCGGCGCGGCGGCAGCCGCCGUGCAGGCGCAGGCGCACGCGGCGGCCGCCGCGCAGGCGGCGUUUGACCACGCGGGCGCGUUCAACGCGGCCGCCGCGGCCGCGGGCCUGGGCGGCAGCCUGGGCGGGAUGGUGCAGGCGCCCGGCUUUGAUGCGGCCGCGGCGGCCGUCGCCGGGCUCGCCGCCGCACGCCAGCUGCAGGCGGCGCAGAUGCCGCUCCUCUGA